Molecule: messenger RNA, 1008 nt
Organism: Closterium sp. Yama58-4
Lineage: Eukaryota; Viridiplantae; Streptophyta; Zygnematophyceae; Desmidiales; Closteriaceae
Source: the annotation of a GenBank genome assembly
AUGGAGCUUGAGGGUGCUGAGCCUGGGGGUGCUGAGUCUGGGGGUGUUGAGUCUGGGGGUGCUGAGCCUGAGGGUGCGGAGCCUGGGGGUGCUGAGCCUGAGGGUGCGGAGCCUGGGGGUGCUGAGCCUGAGGGAGCCGAGUCUGGGGGUGUUGAGCCUAGGGGUGCCGAGCCUGAGGCCGGCAGGAGCCUCUCUCACCACAGCAGCUGCGCGAGUGGUUUGCUCGGCGCACCCCCAUUCGGCGUGGCGCUGCUGGAGUUGGAGGCACUUCCGCUGGCGGCCCUGGAGCUGGAGGUGCUGGAGCUGGAGGCGCUGGAGCUGGAGGCGCUGGAGCUGGAGGCGUUGGAGCUGGAGGCGCUGGAGCUGGAGGCGCUGGAGCUGGAGGCGCUGGAGCUGGAGGCGCUAGAGCUGGAGACCCUGGAGCUGAAGGCGCUGGUGCUAGAGGUCCUGGAGCUGGAGGUGCUGGCGCUGGAGGCACUGGAGCUGGCGGUACUGGUGCUGGAGGCACUGUGCAGCAGCGACCAAUUUUCUUGUCGUCGCCACAGCCAUCACUACUACCUCCUGCCUCGCCGCUCCGUCAGCCUGGGGGUGCUGAGCCUAGGGGUACUGCGUCUGCUGGAGGUCCUACGGGUGCCUCGCCGCCGAGGUCUAGCCGGCGGGAGCCUCUCUCACCACAGCAGCUGCGCGAGUGGUUUGCUCGGCGCACCCCCAUUCGGCGUGGCGCUGCUGGAGCUGGAGGCACUGCCGCUGGCGGCCCUGGAGCUGGAGGUGCUGGAGCUGGAGGCGAGGGAGCUUGAGGCGCUGGAGCUGGAGGCGAUGGAGCUUGAGGCGCUGGAGCUGGAGGCGUUGGAGCUGGAGACCCUGGAGCUGAAGGCGCUUGAGCUGGAGGCGCUGGAGCAGGAGGCGCUGGAGCUGGAGACCCUGGAGCUGGAGGCGCUGGUGCUAGAGGCCCUGGUGCUGGAGGUGCUGGCGCUGGAGGCACUGGAGCUGGCGGCAGGAGGACUUUGA